This is a messenger RNA of Gadus morhua (Atlantic cod), 1189 nucleotides long. RefSeq names its product ciliogenesis-associated TTC17-interacting protein-like. Lineage: Eukaryota; Metazoa; Chordata; Actinopteri; Gadiformes; Gadidae. The transcript is spliced from 5 exons. Gene Ontology annotation, biological process: actin filament polymerization; cilium organization. The record is from RefSeq and is a predicted model, not a curated record. Bases 206 to 856 code for a protein of 216 amino acids.
UCGUUGCCGGGCAACGUAAUUUCGAUGCGUUGUUGUGUCUUUCAUUGGGUCAGAUAUUUGAAGCGUGUUGUUGUCAAACCAUAUCUACCGGUCGACCUAUAAUAACGAUAAUGAAAAGUCCGAGGAUGAUCGUCACUCAAGGUCCAAGUCGGCCUAUUGGCGUUCGUUUUAUACACUUUUAGCAUAACUGAAUUUCGAGUAAAUCAUGCAAGUCCCAAAUGAAGACGAGGCGCCUAUCGAAUCUGAAGUUGAAACCCCCCACAUUGAAACGACAGAAGAGGCGAUACAAUUCAUUACAAGCAUUGAGCCAUCCGAGCUGCAGAAAUGUCUGUUUUCCGACUCGCUGGUGACGGUGUCAGAGGGAGGCAGAGACCUAGGCGAGUUCAGCCUAACGGUGGACUUUGCCAGCCGAGGCCCGCAGCCCUGUUUACUGUUGCGCGCCGUAAGCAGAGGAACCUUCGACGGCACCCCUUGCGGAACAAGAGUGACAGCCUACCUCUCUGCUGCCAUGGAGACGCUGGAAGAGGACCUCCAUGAAUAUGUCCAGCUGCCCGACCACAAGAUGGAGAGGAGGUGUCACAUGGUGCAGCGCGACGACAGGAUGAUGGUGGACAGGAUCACCACUGCAGGGGAGGAGGUGACGCGGCAGAGCGACAGCUACUGCCUGUCUGCUGUAAGAGGGCUGCUGAGCGAGGGCUCCAGCAUGCUGCUGAUGCGUGUGAUGGCACUGAGGAGGGCUGUGCCAGAGACCCUGACCCUCCCCUCCAUCCACCAGGGACCACAGCUCAGACAAACCACCUUCGUGAGUAGAGGUCACAGUUUCGGCAAAAUGAAAAAAGAGCACUCUAAGGUCUGAAUUGGUUAACCUAUUAGGGUUGCAUAUUACACUUGAACAAAUUAUAAUAGAUUAUUCAUGAAUUUUUAAGGCCCAAAACUCACGUCUUUUCCGCGAUUUAGAUUUUAUUUAAACAAUUACGGCGCUGUAUUAGCUACGUGAAACAUUAAUUCAUUAAGUAUAGACGAUAUAUGCAAACAGAAUAAUGAAACCAUGAGGCUAUGAAAAUUUUAAGGUGAUGCUCUCCCGACAAACCUAUCCAAAGUACAAGCCCCAGCAGUGGCCUCACAAAAAUGCCAUUUUGCUUCCAUACGAUAGGGCCUUCUGAGCGGUAAAUUAGAGCUGAAUACUGAA